AUGUGGGAGGGACUUUUCAUGUUGCUCUCUUUGAGCACCAUCAUGGCCAUUGCGUCCUUCCUUGUGGGCGCUCUACCGCUCUCCUUUUCUCUGUCUCCUCGUCAGCUCCGCUUCAUAACAUUACUCGGCACCGGCGUUCUCGUCGGGACAUCACUGAUUGUAAUCAUACCGGAGGGCAUCGAGACGAUGUACAGUGCAAGCGGAAAGGGACACAUGCACGUUGCCACCAACAAGAACACCCAGCCCACCAUCCCCAGCGUUGCGAGCCAGCAGAAGGGGAUCAAGCAUCCUCAGGAAUACCCCAGUAUGGAGCGAAACGGUGCCGUCGAUUCCGACAAGGUCCAAGGUGGAUCAGUCAAGGCACCGGCUGUUGAACACAUCGUUGUUAGGCGGUCAGUGGAGCAGCCUCAACAAGAACGCCGCAAGACGGACGACAAGCAGACCCAGAAGGACAAGCAAGAGGAGGAGGAGAACCACCCGCAGCCCCAGAGAGGAGGUGACGACGACUCCACCGAGGGCCACAAAGAGGGACACACCCGUGUACACGCUCCCGAGGACGAAGAAACAGUAGUUCAUCACGACCAUGACGAAGGCCCAGAGCCGCAUGCAUAUAUAGGAGUUGCGCUAGUCCUCGGUUUCAUCCUCAUGUUUCUCGUGGAUCAUCUUCCAGAGGCAAUUGCACCACAACAGCCAAGUUACCACCCGCUCCACAUCUCGCUCUCGGAUCUCUCUCGUGGGCCUCACAAUUCGUCCAGCGUCUCCCUGAACAACCUCAAUGUCCCCGGCACACCGAUCCCCCCACCGGAGCGAAAGCCGGCCCCUAAGUCUUCCGCAACGACCAUUGGACUCAUCAUCCAUGCAUGCGCGGACGGAAUUGCACUGGGAGCCUCCUCGACCGCACCCUCCACUUCUUUGUCCUUCAUCAUCUUUUUCGCCAUCAUGCUGCACAAGGGUCCCGCGGCAUUCGGUCUGACUACCGUCCUCCUCAAGCAAGGCCUUUCGAAACGCACUGCGCGAACUCAUCUCGUCUUCUUCAGUCUUGCUGCCCCGGUAGGCGCUCUCGUCACAUGGACCAUUGUCAACGCUCUCGGACGGGCUUCGCUCGGCGGAGACGACAGCCUGAACUGGACGACCGGAUGGGUACUUCUGUUCUCAGGCGGAACCUUCUUGUACGUCGCCAUGCACGCCAUGACCGAAGCCACGGCCCCGAGUCUCUCCCACGAGGACCCCAUGGCAAACGGCUAUGUCGACAGCUACCACGCAUCGACCAGCCUCUCUAAGUCCGACAUCGCGACCGUCCUCUUCGGCAUGCUCGUCCCGCUCGUUACACAAGUCGGUCACGUGCAUUGA
Molecule: messenger RNA, 1350 nt
Organism: Aaosphaeria arxii CBS 175.79
Lineage: Eukaryota; Fungi; Ascomycota; Dothideomycetes; Pleosporales
Product: Zinc/iron permease
Exons: 3
Coding region: 1-1350 (449 amino acids)
Biological process (GO): transmembrane transport; zinc ion transport
Cellular component (GO): membrane
Molecular function (GO): metal ion transmembrane transporter activity
Source: RefSeq, a predicted model, not a curated record